CAAAGGUGCAUAUCGCACUUGGGGUAUAGCAUUCAAUAUCUUUACCUGAGUUAUUUCGUCGAACGGUCCCCAGUGUCUACUGUUUAGUCAGUAGCAAUUGUUUCGCGUUCUCACUCGCGUUUUAGUCAUUUUAAAAUGUCGGAAAGACUAUGGUUGCUCGUAGAAUGGUUGGAUGAACGUCACCUUUUUCCCAGUUAUGGGGUGGUUAAUGUUGGAUCUUUAGUUGGUAAUGAAACUGAUCUGCAUGUUGGGAAAUUUAUAUUUGUUCGAGAUAAACACAGGAUUAAUAGUCGGCGGGCGCAAGUCGUGAGAAUAUCCGAUAACAAGCACUAUGUGAAAGAACAAAAGGAGUUGGCGGAGCGAGAGGAUCGCCAAGUGAAGAAUGUGUUGUCCCUGUGUAUGCGCACUAUUCGAGAAAUGAAGUCCGGCCCAAUGUUUUCCGGGUCGAGGGGUUCCGGUCAACCGUUUCAAGGAGCUUCCACUGGGCCGGUGUCAUUGCCUCAAGUGGUGAUGGAUACUGACAACACCACCAGCGAAAGUGAACAGGAGAUGCCUUAUGAAGUCAACCGACGUCACAAAAAGGUCCAAAACGCUCACUACCAUCGCGACGCUUCGAGCAGCCGAAGCGGACAGUCCUUUCGAGUCGAAGCUUCAAAGUCUUCAAACCCCAGGAGCCGCUCCAUGAUCUGCAGCACUCCAGUGUCAGCACAAGCACGACCCGUCUUGACCUUCGACCAGAGCACCCAAGUAGACUUCGACUCGAAAGACCGAAAAGAAAAGGUGGAAGAGAUGGAGGAUAUCGUGACAGGUCUCUACGCCCGCUACUUAGAAAUAGUGAAUAGAUGUCAUCGUGAGAAUACCCCGUUACCAGAGGGUAUUUCUGAGCCUUUCGAACAGAAUGGUGUGGCUGAACGUCAGAACGGGUCAAGGUCACCUAUGGAGCAAGCAGUGGAGGAGGAUUUGACGAUGAACGGCCAUGUUAAUGGCGAAGGAGUUUCGAAUCCUAAAACUCUGGAAGUUCGUCGAGUUUCUGCGCACACUACCAAUACUGGCGAACCGAGCUAUAAUGGCAUCGAUUACGAUAUGGUACCGAUUGGAGCUGGUAACGCUGUUGUGCCUAGGAGACUGUUGAACGAUAUAGACUGGAUAUCCUACAGCGCUGCCACUAGGCAACUUCUCCAAGCAGUUUUUCCUCGCAGGGUACUUGCUACUCAUUCACUGACUGGCAAGCAAUCGCCAGCCUUCAUGAACAUCCCGCCCAAGAAGCGGCUCGACCCUAAAAUCGUGAAUGAUAUCGUGGACACCGUCGCUGAACGCUGCGGCGUUUCUAAACGGCUGGUCAGAGGCAGCAUUACAAUAAAGUGCACUGACGAGGCGAAGCUCUACCGUAAUCGGCUGCACUACCGACAGUCCCGCCAGCUCCCGAACCAAGAAAACGUCCCACCCGGGCCGUCCUCAGACGAAUCUUCUACCGUCACCGAAUAAUUUCGCUGACAUGGCGCUGCCUAGUUUAUAAUGAGUAUGAGUAUGACUAAUGCAGGGGUUUCCAAUGUGCGCCGCAGACACUCAAAAUGCGCCGUGAGGCAAUCUUCACCGUUUUACAAUAACCGGGCACCGUUAAUCAAAUAGUUAAAUUCGAUAAUCGCUAAUCCGUUACUAAAAAAGUUAACUUCGUUAAUCGUUAAAACGAUACAUUUUGACAGAUUUAACGGGAGUUAAAGUUAAUCGAUGUGC
Molecule: messenger RNA, 1734 nt
Organism: Leguminivora glycinivorella
Lineage: Eukaryota; Metazoa; Arthropoda; Insecta; Lepidoptera; Tortricidae
Product: protein insensitive-like
Exons: 7
Coding region: 136-1485 (449 amino acids)
Biological process (GO): positive regulation of neuron differentiation; negative regulation of Notch signaling pathway
Cellular component (GO): nucleus
Molecular function (GO): DNA binding; transcription corepressor activity
Source: RefSeq, a predicted model, not a curated record